AUGCAGCAGGAAGUGGGCAUGAGGACCUUCGAAGCCAGGCUCAGCCGCAACCUCUGGAAUCGUGAAGCCCAGAAGAAGUUUUACGGAGAGCUUGGGAAGGUCUACGAGCAGCAAGCCUUGAAACUGCAUGAGAUGCGGCUUAGCUACUACAGGGAACUGGACCACCUGCGGGAUCAGCUGGGUCUCAAGUGCCGUGGCCGCACCUUCACCAUGAUGGAGGACGUCCACUUCUUCAACCCAGAGGCCUAUCGCAUCCCCACCUGGCGUGAGAUUGCAGACGUCCUGGAGGUCGAGCGACGGCCUGUUGGAACUGGAGCAAACGAGAAGCUCGUGAAGUAUGUGCCAAUUCACGUCCUGUGCAAGGCCUGCCGCGCCAAGUUCUCCGAUGAUGUGAUCCAGGAACCCAAGGACGUAGGGGUGCAGGCCCCGGAGCCUGCGCCGCAAGAGGAGUGCGAAUGCUCUGGAGAGCCGGCAGCGGGCACAGAGGAGCCGGAGGUGGUGCCCCUGGGCAUCAGCCGCUGGGCACAGACAGACCUCUCCAUGGCCCAGGAGGGCGAGAUGGAGAGCCGCGCCUCGCAGACGGAGCCGCUGGAGUCGACAGGGCCCGUCUCUUCUGGGGCCGCGGAGGCCUUGGAAGCUGCCGAGGACGAGGAGAGCCCAGCCGCUGAGGCGGAGGAGGAGUUUGCUUCAAGCCAGCACGAGGCCGACGUUUCAGAGGAACCAGCCCUUGGUGAGGAGGAGUUUGCUUCCAACCAGCCCGAGGAGUACGUCCCUGCUGAGGAGGAGCUUGCUUCAGGCCGACACGAGGCAUCCCUUGAAGCGAGAACGGCGGGGGUAGCCUCAGCCAAGCCUGCGCGCCACGGCCACGGUCGGGCCUCUGCUGAGAGGAAAGAGACGUUCGACCUCGUCUUCGACGACUUUGAGCCCGUCUGGGCCGCGGAUCCAGACAUGGAGGAGCCGCUCCCUCCGCACCUGGCGCCCCGGCGCCAGCGCCGGGCAUCGGAGCCCACGAGCCGGCCGGGGCGGCAACGGGGAAGAGGCCGUUGCCCGGUCUCCCUUCUCGACGUGCCGGACGUGCCCACCAGCAUGGCAAGCGGCAGCGAUGCCGAAGGCAUAGGCAGCUGGCAACCUGACGCUGGAUUAGACCUUUGCCCGGACGAACUUCUUGGAGUGGGAGGUGUCCAGCUGCAGCGGGGUGUGGACCAUGAGGAGAGGUCCGACAGCGACACGGAGAGCCUGGGCCUUCCUCUCACACUGGAGGAAGGCCUUCACGAGCUCGCCUCCGAUGAGGGGGAGGCGUCCACGGAGUCCGCAGACGCCACUACCAGCAGAGAGUCCGCAGAAGGGGCUGCCGUAGAAGGACCCACGAGCUCCCGCUCGAGCGCGCUGGCCACAUCCCAGAUUCAAAUUCGGCUAGAUGCCUCCCAUGGCGUUGAUCUUCGAGACUCGCGGCCUCUCGUCCGAGGUCAAGUUUUGGCAGAUUCCAGUGGCUGUGGCGCGGGCCAAUUCCCCUGGGAGGGCCGCGAGAGCGCCUCGCAGACGAAUGCCUUCCGGUCGUCCCGGAGGCGCCCCUCUCUGGAUCCAGCUACGCCGGAGCCGCGGCGGCGGCAGAGCGCAGUCGAAGCCGGCACGACCCUGGUUCGCGAGCCCACACGAGCCCGGCGAGCAUCUUCCAAGGAUGCCAGUUGCGCCAGCUGCCCACUCAGCGGGUUCCGCCCGGGCAGAGGGGAACAGCAGAUCCGAAUUCGUAGCUUCAACUUCGAGAUGGGUGAUGCCACGGGGUCGGUGGCUCUGGAGGACACACGCAGACCAAGCCCAAGGACGACGUUCCUACCCCGAGUUCAAGUGCCCAAAGCGAAGGAACUUGAAGCCAAGGUCUCCCUGGAGGCGGACCGUGGCCCCCUGACGCCCAAAGAGCCGCCACCUCCGGAGCCGCGAUCGGAUCGAAGCUGCAGCCCAGUGUCUUCUGAGAACCGAAGCUUGAGUCCCCUGGCUCCGCCGGCGAGCCUUCAAAUGCCUGUGCGACCGGCCCCGGCUGCCCCACAUUCGGCGAGGGGCCGGCACCGACGCACAUCUUUGACCGUGCCAUGCUCACGCGCACCUGCCACCAGCAUGUCGCUGAUCAGCGGCGAGGAGCCUGCAGAGAGUCCCCACGCGCCAACGCACCGAGGCUUCAGCACCAGUCUGGACCUUCGUGCAAGCGGACCAGCAGAGUCCGUCGGAAGCGGGGAAGAUGCCGCGAGCAUGUCCAUAUCUGAGCCACCUGGUGCCUCCUCUUCCUUGCCAGUGGCAAGGGACCGCCGGUUUCCAUCCCUGUUAACAGCCACCACCACCCGGCCAAAGACUGAGCAGUCUCCUUUGUAA
This is a messenger RNA of Symbiodinium natans, 2364 nucleotides long. Lineage: Eukaryota; Dinophyceae; Suessiales; Symbiodiniaceae. The record is from the annotation of a GenBank genome assembly.